AAACUUGGGCAAUUACUACAACUAUUCUCGGUACGUUGGAAGAACUGAACAAAACAAUUACUACAACUAUCCUUGGUAUAUUGGAGGGAUUGGAAAACAAUAACCACAGUAGUACUCAAUAUGUUGAGAAUUGGCUAAACAGA
Cetraspora pellucida is the source of this 143-nucleotide messenger RNA. Lineage: Eukaryota; Fungi; Glomeromycota; Glomeromycetes; Diversisporales; Gigasporaceae. The record is from the annotation of a GenBank genome assembly.